Messenger RNA from Coregonus sp. 'balchen', 18547 nucleotides. The record is from the annotation of a GenBank genome assembly. Lineage: Eukaryota; Metazoa; Chordata; Actinopteri; Salmoniformes; Salmonidae.
AUGGGGAAGAAAGUGAAAAAAGAGAGUGAGCCUCCAUCUAAGGAUGUGGUAAGAAGAUUAAGAUAAUUUAGCUGUUGUGAUGAGGUCAAUUUAAUGAGAAGUCAAACUCUCUGCCUCUCUCUUUUGUGUCUCUUUCUCUAGUUUGACCCCCUGCCGAUUGAGAGUAAGAAGGCAGCCACUGUGGUCCUCAUGCUCAAUUCCCCUGAAGAGGAGGUUUUGGCUAAAGCUUGCGAAGCCAUCCACAAAUUUGCAGAGAAAGGUAUGUUUUACCAUUGAUGGUCAUGUUCGUGAGAGAACCAACAUCAUAGCCAUAUGGUAUAAUUUAUUCCUAAAGUAAUCACAUUAUCUGAAAUAACUUGACUGUGGAAAGGCAUAUUAUUAUUAUUAUUAUUAUAUGUAAUGAAGGUGAUAUGUUAAUUUCACCCUGGACCAAAGCUUAGGAGCAGCUUACCUACUGAGCAUAAAGCCAUCUCUCUCUCUCUCUCUCUCUCUCUCUCUCUCUCUCUCUCAAUUCAAUUCAAUUCAAUUCAAUUCAAUUCAAUAGACUUCAUUGACAUGGCAAGUUAAAUUACUUACAUUGUCAAAGUAUACAUAUAACAAAACUGGUGGGACCAACAGCAAUAAUAAUAGUAGUAGUGGAAAUGGGAUCACCAUUAACAGCAACUACAACAACAAUAUUAAUGAGAAUAACAAUACAUUAAAGCAAUAGUAGUCGACCAGUCUCAACAUGACUGAGAAGACACAUUACAUGGUAUGAAAGCCAAAACAAAACAGGAAAUAUUAUUGACAUUACAUUACACUUUUCACUGGCUGUCCCUCAGGUUGUGGCAGGAGGACACAUACAGUUGAAGUCGGAAGUUUACAUACACUUAGGUUGGAGUCAUUAAAACUCAUUUUUCAACCACUCCACACAUUUCUUGUUAACAAACUAUAGUUUUGGCAAGUCGGUUAGGACAUCUACUUUGUGCAUGAAACAAGUAACUUUUUCCAACAAUUGUUUACAGACAGAUUAUUUCACUUAUAAUUCACUGUAUCACAAUUCCAGUGGGUUCAGAAGUUUACAUACACUAAGUUGAUUGUUUUGGGUGACUUGUUUGUCAGUUAGAGUGUGGAGGGUGUAAAUGUGGUCUGUUGUACGAUAAUAAAAAAAAAUUCAUCCAAACUGGCUUCUGCUUAGGAUGUUGUGUUCAUCAAGGAAAUGAUGUAGUCUGCUGUUUAUGAUACUGCAGAGAAUUUUCCCCAAGUUGCUGUUAACGCAAAUUCCUCUGUAAUUAUUUGGGUCAAAUUUGUCUCAAUUUUUAUAGAUUGGUGUGAUCAAUCCUUGGUUCCAAAUGUCGGGGAAAAUACUUGCAGUUAGGAUAAUGUUGAAGAGUUUGAGUAUAGCCAAUUUGAAUUGGUGGUCUGUAUAUUUGAUCAUUUCAUUAAAAAAACCAUCAGCACCACAUGCCUUUUUGGGUUGGAGAGUGCAAAGUUUUUCCAAUAAUUCUUGUUCUGUAAUUGGGGUAUCCACAGGAUUCUGAUAGUCUUUGACUGCUGAUUCAAGGAUUUGUAAUUUUUCUUCUAUAUCUUGUUGUUCUGGGUUCUUUGUUAUAUUGCUGUAGAGGUUUGCAAAGUGAUUUCUCCACAUAUCCCCAUUUUAGAUAGCCAAUUCCUCAUUAUGAGGUUUGUUUAAUUUAUUCAAAUUCUCACAGAAAUUGUUUGAUUCUAUUGAUUCCUCAAUUACAUCCAGCUGAUUUCUAAUGUGCUGUUCCUUUUUUGUUCUCUCUCUCUCUCUCUCUCUCUCUCCCUGUCUCCCCCUGGUGACAGGUGAUGAGAACAGGAGUUCUCUGCUGGGGCUGGGGGCGGUGGAGCCUCUGUCUCACCUCAUCUCCCACGAAGACAAGCUGGUCCGCCGCAACGCCUUCAUGGCCCUGGGGGUCAUGGCUGCCAACAGUAAGGACCCCUGCCCUAACUACUGCUGUAGGAGUAGUAACACAACGCACAAUGCAAAAUCAGUUGUUUAGGGUCGGUCUGGAGUCUGUUCACAGUCUGUUCACUUGUGACUGAAGACAAGAUUGUAGCCAUAAACUUUGGGUAACCUCUGUUUCUGCUCUGUUUGAAAGGUGAUGUAAAAAGACUUCUGAAGAAACUGAAUGUCAUUCCUUCUGUCAUCGGAAAGCUGUCACCUGAAGGUAUUCUCUGGCUGGGCGUGGCUCGCAUCUUCUCAAGUAUCAGUCAUAUGUUAAAUCAUUGUGACAUUUCAUUGUAUCUGCCUGUCUGUCUAUAUCUGUGUGUACCUGUGUGUUUGUUUAUAUGUGUGUACUUCUGUGCCAGAGGAUGUUGUGGUCCAUGAGUUUGCCACCCUGUGCCUGGCCUCCCUGUCGGUGGACUUCAGCUGUAAGGUCCAGAUCUCGGACCAGGAAGGACUAGAGCCACUUAUACAGCUUCUGUCCAGCCCUGACCCUGAUGUCAAGAAGAACUCUGUGGAGUCUAUCUACAACCUGGUGCAGGUGUGUGUGUGUGACCGACGGGGCUUGAACCCAAGCCUCCUGCUCGCCACAAGACUGUGUUAGCCUGCUGAGCUAAAGCCCCAUGUUACAUGUGUGUAGGACCUCCCCAGCCGCGUGGCUGUGCGUGAGCUAAAUGGCGUCCCCCCGCUCCUGGAGCUGUUGAGAUCUGAGUUCCCGGUCAUCCAGCAGCUAUCCCUGAGGACGCUGGUGAUCAUAACCACAGAUACCGACACACGAGCCACCUUCAGGGAGGAGCAGGGCUUUGACAGGCUGCUGGAGUUCCUCUGCAACAAGGUCUGUGUGGCUCAGACCCACCUGGGUCAAAUAUAUUGAUCACAUACUUGGAAGUACCUGUAAAGUAUUUGAGGUGCUCUUGAUCAAGCUUGCAAGCUUGCACUUUUGGGACAAUUCUAUUGAAUUCAUUCUACCAGGUAAACAAAAUGAAGCGUAUCUCGAGUGUGAAGGAAUUUGACUCCUGCCUUCUGUUUGUGUCCUGUAGGAGUUCAGUGAUCUGCAUGUAGAAGCCCUCCAGCUGGUAUCUAACUGUCUGGAGGACAGAGACAGUCUCCAGCUGAUCCAAGAGACUGGAGGUCUCCAGAGGUUACUGCAGUUCAUCACCACUCCCACCCUGCCGGACAUACAGACACACGCUGUCAAGGCCAUCUACAGGGUGGCUCAGAGCUGUAAGGGCUAAGUGUAUGUUGUGUCUGUGUGUGAGUGUGUGUGUGUGUGUGUUUGAAUGCUUAAGUGUGUGAGUGUGUGUGUUCCCCCAUUCCCUGCCCCCCUCCCGCCCCCAAAUCAUCGGCUUUCUCUCUCUCUCUCUUACUCCCCCCACCCCCUCUCUCUUUCUGUCUCUCUGUCCUUCAGCGGAGAACCGCAAGCUGCUCCAUGAGCAGGACAUAGAGCGGUCGCUGGUGGAGCUGCUGUCUCUAGAGGAUGACAGUGUGAGGACUGCUACCUGUCAGGCUAUCGCUGCCAUGAGUCUACACCUGGCCAGCAAAGACUCUUUCAGAGCCCUGGGUGAGACACACACACACAGGCGUGUGCAAACACACACUGACACACACCCGGGCCCUAACCCUAAACUUUCCUUGUGUUCCAGACGGUAUCCGUGCGGUGGUGCAGCUGCUGGGGGGUGAGGGGGGUGAGGUGAGAGAGGCUGCAGCCCAGGCACUGUCCAGCCUUACCAACAGCAACCAGCUCAAUGCAUAGUGAGUUUCACACACACCUAAUGUACUGUAUUGCCUUCUCUCUCUCUACAUCUCUCUCUCUACCUCUCUACCUCUCUUACCUCUCUACAUCUCUCUCUACGCUCUACUCUCUCUACUCUCUACCUUCCUACCAUCUCGCUCUAACUCUCUCUCAGCUCUCUCUCUCUCUACUCUCCUCUCUCUAUCUCUACUCUCUCGCUCUCUCUCUCUCAUCUCUCUUCUCUCUUUCUUACUCUCCUCUCUCUCUCUCUACUCCUCUCUACCUCUCUACUCUCUUCUCCACCUCUCUACCGCCCUCUCUCGCUCUACGCUUCUCUCUACCUCUCUACCUCUCUCUCUACCAUCUCUAACCUCUCUCGCUCUACCGCCUACGCUCUCUCUCUACUCUCUACCUCUCUACUGCUCUCCUCUACUGCUCUCGUCUCUCUAUCUGCCUCUCUCUGCUGCCCUCUCUCUGCUCUUCUCAUCUACCCCACGCCCCCUCUCGCUACGCUUACCGCUCUCUCUCUACCUCUCUCCGCCUCUCUCUCUACCUCUUUCUCUCUACCGCUCUACCUCUCUCUUUCUAUCUCUCUACCUCUCUCUCUCUAUCUCUCUCUCUACCUCUCUACCUCUCUCUCUACCUCUCUCUCUCUCUCUCUUUCUCUCUACCUCUCUCUCUCUACCUCUCUCUCUCUAUACCUCUCUCUCUCUACCUCUCUACCUCUCUCUCUCUACCUCUCUCUCUCUCUACCUCUCUUCCGCUCUACCUCUAUGUCACUCCCUCAGUGUUAUGUACACUUUGUGUGUGUGUGCGUGCGUCCAUUCAUGCGUGCGUGUCUGUGUGUGUGUCAGUGCUGUCUAUGAGGCUGAGGGAGAUGAGGGCAUGGUUCAGCAGCUCCGUGACGUUAUUCCCGGUGCGGUGGCUCACGCUGCAGCCGUCCUCACCAAUAUGGCCGAACAGGAAGUCCUCCGCUGCAGCAUCCUGUCCCACGGGGCCAUGGCUGCCCUCCUGGAGCCGCUGCAGUCUGCGGACACACAUACCCUGGUUCGAGCCACGCAGGCCGUCGCCGCUCUCGCCUGCGAUGCUGAGGGACGGGCAGACGUGAGUGUGUCUUUGUCCGAAGUGCUGGUCUUUCAGACCUGGAUCAAAUAUUUGUCAAAUUCUUGAGCUGCACAUACACUACCAGUCAAAAGUUUGGACACACCUACUCAUUCCAGGGUUUUUCUUUAUUUAGGUUAUUUUUUACAUUGUAGAAUAAUAGUGAAGACAUCAAAACUAUGAAAUAACACAUAUGGAAUCAUGUAGUAACCAAAAAAGUGUUAAACAAAUAAAAAUAUAGUUUAUAUUUGAGAUUAUUCAAAUAGUCACCCUUAGCCUUGAUGACAGUUUAGCAAACUUUUUUAUUUUUAUUUUUUUAAAUUUUUUUUAGGUGAAUGGAUCAGCUUAAUAUUGCAGAUAUAUUGUAUCUUCUAUCAAUGUAAUUGUCUGCAUCACUUCCAAUCCCCCAUGUUUAUUUUUAUUUUUUAUAUAUAUAUUCCCCUUUAUUACUUUUCAACCCCACCAUCCUUUCCCUACUUGGAGUAAAUUAGUGAACAACAAUGCCCAGGCGUCUACUUCCGGUCUAUACUUACUAUCUACACCUUAUGGACAGAGUUCAUUUUACAAUAAUUCUAUUAUAUAUAUAUAUAUAUAUUUUUUUUUUUGCUCCUGAACUUCUUCUACUCUCAACCUCUCCGAUCAUUUUCAUGGUGUCCAUCUGGUUUGCCAUAUCUUUCUAACUGUGCUCCUUCCCAAAAGCUCCCAACAUACAACCUAUAUACUUAUUAUGGACACAGUAUGCUUACAUUAUUAGCUAUCUUUGUUAUUAUUUGUUGUUAUUUGUUAUUAGUCCCAUCCUUCAACUCUAUUCAAUACCUCCCAUCUAUCUCUUAACACCAUCCAUAUAGGAUUUCUAUUUGCCAUAUAUAUUUCGACCGUACUGUGAUGUUUUACAAAAAUUCUGAACCUUUCUAUUUGCACACGCUUUGCACACUCUUGGCAUUCUCUCAACCAACUUCAUGAGGUAGACACCAGGAAUGCAUUUCAAUUAACAGGUGUGCCUUCUUAAAAGUUAAUUUGUGGAAUUUAUUUCCUCAAUACGGAACAUUUCAAGAACUUUGAAAGUUUCUUCAAGUGCAGCCGCAAAAACCAUCAAGAACUAUGAUGAAACUGGCUCUCAUGAGGACUGCCACAGGAAUGGAAGACCCAGAGUUACCUCUGCUGCAGAGGAUAAGUUCAUUAGCGUUACCAGCCUCAAAUUGCAGCCCAUAUAAAUGUUUCACAGAGUUCAAGUAACAGACACUCAACAUCAACUGUUCAGAGGGGACUGUGUGAAUCAGGCCUUCGUGGUCGAAUUGCUGCAAAGAAACCACUACUAAAGGACAUCAAUAAGAAGAAGAGACUUGCUUGGGCCAAGAAACAUGAGCUGUGGACAUUAGACCGGUGGAAAUGUGUCCUUUGGUCUGGAGUCCAAAUUUGAGAUUAUUGGUUCCAACCACUGUGUCUUUGUGAGACGCGGUGUGGGUGAACGGAUGAUCUCUGCAUGUGUAGUUCCCUCUGUAAAGCAUGGAGGAGGAGGUGUUAUGGUGUGGGAGUGCUUUGCUGGUGACACUGUCUGUGAUUUAUUUAGAAUUCAAGGCACACUUAACCAGCAUGGCUACCACAGCAUUCUGCAGCGAUACACCAUCCCAUCUGGUUUGGGCUUAGUGGGACUAUCAUUUGUUUUUUCAACAGGACAAUGACCCAAUACACCUCCAGGCUGUGUAAGGGCUAUUUUACCAAGAAGGAGAGUGAUGGAGUUCUGCAUCAGAUGACCUGGCCUCCACAAUCCCCCGACCUCAACCCAAUUGAGAUGGUUUGGGAUGAGUCGGACGGCAGAGUGAAGGAAAAGCAGCCAACAAGUGCUCUGCAUAUGUGGAAACUCCUGCAAGGCUGUUGGAAAAGCAUUCCAGGUGAAGUUGAGAGAAUACCAAGAGUGUGCAAAGCUAUCAUCAAAGCAAAGGGUGGCUAUUUGAAGAAUCUCAAAUAUAAAAUAUAUUUUGAUUUGUUUAACACUUUUUUGGUUUUACAACAUAAUUCCAUAUGUGUUAUUUCAUAGUUUUGAUGUCUUCACUAUUAUUCUACAAUGUAGAAAAUAGUAAAAAUAAAGAAAAACCCUUGAAUGAGUAGGUUUGUCCAAACUUUUGACUUCUACUGUAGUUUGCCUGGUACAGUGGAACCAAUGGAAUAGUCCCAAAAGUGCAAACUCCAACUCCUUCCUCUCAUUCCAUCUCUUCCUGUUGUUUAGCUGAGGAAUGCGGGAGGCCUUGUCCCAUUGGUCCAACUGCUACGGUCCAAUCACAAGGAGGUUCGCCGCAAUGCAUGCUGGGCCAUCAGUGUGUGUGCCAACGAUGAGCCCACUGCCGUGGAGAUGUGCAAGCUGGGGUGAGUGUGUGUGUGUAUGUGAAUACCACAGAUUGCAUAAUGAAAUGCUGUUGUGAUUAUAAUCUCUAGAGAUUAUAGACACACACACACAAACACACAUACAGUGAGGGAAAAAAGUAUUUGAUCCCCUGCUGAUUUUGUACGUUUGCCCACUUACAAAGAAAUGAUCAGUCUAUAAUUUUAAUGGUAGGUUUAUUUGAACAGUGAGAGACAGAAUAACAACAAAAAAAUCCAGAAAAACGCAUGUCAAAAAUGUUAUAAAUUGAUUUGCAUUUUAAUGAGGGAAAUAAGUAUUUGACCCCCUCUCAAACAGAAACAUUUCUGUUUCCCAGGUGUCUUUUUUACAGGUAACGAGCUGAGAUUAGGAGCACACUCUUAAAGGGAGUGCUCCUAAUCUCAGUUUGUUACCUGUAUAAAAGACACCUGUCCACAGAAGCAAUCAAUCAAUCAGAUUCCAAACUCUCCACUAUGGCCAAGACCAAAGAGCUCUCCAAGGAUGUCAGGGACAAGAUUGUAGACCUACACAAGGCUGGAAUGGGCUACAAGACCAUCGCCAAGGAGCUUGGUGAGAAGGUGACAACAGUUGGUGCAAUUAUUCACAAAUGGAAGAAACACAAAAUAACUGUCAAUCUCCCUCGGCCUGGGGCUCCAUGCAAGAGCUCACCUCGUGGAGUUGCAAUGAUCAUGAGAACGGUGAGGAAUCAGCCCAGAACUACACGGGAGGAUCUUGUCAAUGAUCUCAAGGCAGCUGGGACCAUAGUCACCAAGAAAACAAUUGGUAACACACUACGCCGUGAAGGACUGAAAUCCUGCAGCGCCCGCAAGGUCCCCCUGCUCAAGAAAGCACAUAUACAGGCCCGUCUGAAGUUUGCCAAUGAACAUCUGAAUGAUUCAGAGGAGAACUGGGUGAAAGUGUUGUGGUCAGAUGAGACCAAAAUCGAGCUCUUUGGCAUUAACUCAACUCGCCGUGUUUGGAGGAGGAGGAAUGCUGCCUAUGACCCCAAGAAUACCAUCCCCACCGUCAAACAUGGAGGUGGAAACAUUAUGCUUUGGGGGUGUUUUUCUGCUAAGGGGACAGGACAACUUCACCGCAUCAAAGGGACGAUGGACGGCGCCAUGUACCGUCAAAUCUUGGGUGAGAACCUCCUUCCCUCAGCCAGGGCAUUGAAAGUGGGUCGUGGAUGGGUAUUCCAGCAUGACAAUGACCCAAAACACACGGCCAAGGCAACAAAGGAGUGGCUCAAGAAGAAGCACAUUACGGUCCUGGAGUGGCCUAGCCAGUCUCCAGACCUUAAUCCCAUAGAAAAUCUGUGGAGGGAGCUGAAGGUUCAAGUUGCCAAACGUCAGGCUCUAAACCUUAAUGACUUGGAGAAGAUCUGCAAAGAGGAGUGGGACAAAAUCCCUCCUGAGAUGUGUGCAAACCUGGUGGCCAACUACAAGAAACGUCUGACCUCUGAGAUUGCCAACAAGGGUUUUGCCACCAAGUACUAAGUCAUGUUUUGCAGAGGGUGUCACGGAUUCAGCCGAGGCUGCUCCUCCUCCUUGCUCGGGCAGGCUACCGGAGUACUAGCUGCUACCGAUCUAUGUUUCUGUGUUCUACUUGUCUUGUCUUUAUUGUUCACACCUGGUUCCCAUUAGGUAUUGAUUACUUCCCUAUUUAACCCUCUGGCUCCCACUGUAUGUUGUGCGUGUUUGUUCAUGUUUGGUUGUCGUCUGGUGAGCGGGUUUGUUUCCUCCCUGUGUGGAGGUUAUGUUAAUUAUGUUACCUACGAGUAAAGUACGUUUUCGAUUAACUCUAUGUCCUGCGCCUGAGUUCGUCUUACCGCAUCACACUGACAAAAAAUACUUAUUUCCCUCAUAAAAAUGCAAAUCAAUUUAUAACAUUUUUGACAUGCGUUUUUCAGGAUUUUUUUGUUGUUAUUCUGUCUCUCACUGUUCAAAUAAACCUACCAUUAAAAUUAUAGACUGAUCAUGUCUUUGUCAGUGGGCAAACGUACAAAAUCAGCAGGGGAUAAAAUACUUUUUUCCCUCACUGUAGUAGUAUUUUAGUGGUGAUCCAUGGGAGAGAUUUACUAAGGAGCCAGCAGAUGGCAGUAUUGCUCUGUUCAAUUUAGUGUCAGCUGUGAAGGUGUGUGUUUAUUUGUGUGUGUUGUGUUGUGUAUGACAAUGUGUGUUUGUCUGUGUGUGUUUAUCUGUGUGUGUGUCAGGGCCUUGGACUUGUUGCAGGAGAUCAACAGCUCAGAUAACCGUAGGAAUAAGUUUAGUGAGAUUGCUCUAAAGAGACUGCUGGACUCCAACCUGUCUCUCAAAUACAGCCUGACCAACACACUGGCUUCCACAGACAUCACUAUGGACGGCUUCUACGACCCUGGACAGGUAGGGUUGAGGGUGUGUGUGUUACAUCCUUCUCAGCACUUACGCUUGCCUCCUGCUAGUCUCUCUCUCUCUCUCUCUCUCUGUCUCUCUCUGUCUCUCUGUCUCUGUCUCUCUCUCUCUCUCUCUCUGUCUCUCUCUCUCUCUCUGUCUCUCUCUCUCUCUCUCUCUCUCUCUCUCUCUCUCUCUCUCUCUCUCUGUCUCUCUCUCUGUCUCUGUCAGGCUCGUUCGGGCCAGAGGGUGUUGACUCUAGAGGAUCUGUCUAAACAGCCAGUCAACCAGCGACGGCCUGUCAUUGCUAUUAACGCAAAACCCCCCGACACGUGAGUAUGAUUAUCGUUCACACCAACCCAACGACAUACAUACAUAUAUAUAUAUAUAUAUAUAUAUAUAUAUAUAUAUAUAUAUAUAUACAGUUGAAGUCGGAAGUUUACCUUAACCUUAGCCAAAUACAUUUAAACUCAGUUUAUCACAAUUCCAGACAUAUAAUCCUAGUAAAAAUUCCCUGUUUUAGGUCAGUUAGGAUCACCACUUUAUUUUAAGAAUGUGAAAUGUCAGAAUAAUAGUAGAGAGAAUUAUUUCUUUCAGCUUUUAUUUCUUUCAUCACAUUCCCAGUGGGUCAGAAGUUUACAUACACUCAAUUAUUAUUUGGUAGCAUUGCCUUUAAAUUGUUUAACUUGGGUCAAACGUUUCGGGUAGCCUUCCACAAGCUUCCCACAAUAAGUUGGGUGAAUUUUGGGCCAUUCCUCUUGACAGAGCUGGUGUAACUGAGUCAGGUUUGUAGGCCUCCUUGCUCGCACACGCUUUUUCAGUUCUGCCCACAAAUGUUCUAUAGGACUGAGGUCAGGGCUUUGUGAUGACCACUCCAAUACCUUGACUUUGUUGUCCUUAAGCCAUUUUGCCACAACUUUGGAAGUAUGCUUGGGGUCAUUGUCCAUUUGGAAGACCCAUUUGCGACCAAGCUUUAACUUCCUGACUGAUGUCUUGAGAUGUUGCUUCAAUAUAUCCACAUAAUUUUCCUUCCUCAUGAUGCCAUCUAUUUUGUGAAGUGCACCAGUCCCUCCUGCAGCAAAGCACCCCCACAGCAUGAUGCUGCCACCCCCGUGCUUCACGGUUGGGAUGGUGUUCUUCGGCUUGCAAGUGACCCCAUUUUUCCUCCAAACAUAACGAUGGUCAUUAUGGCCAAACAGUUCUAUUUUUGUUUCAUCAGACCAGAGGACAUUUCUCCAAAAAGUACGAUAUUUGUCCCCAUGUGCAGUUGCAAACCCUAGUCUGGCUUUUUUAUGGCGGUUUUGGAGCAGUAGCUUCUUCCUUGCUGAGCGGCCUUUCAGGUUAUGUCGAUAUAGGACUCGUUUUACUGUGGAUUUUCCUCCAGCAUCUUUACAAGGUCCUUUGCUGUUGUUCUGGGAUUGAUUUGCACCUUUCGCACCAAAGUACGUUCAUCUCUAGGAGACAGAACGCGUCUCCAUCCUGAGCGGUAUGACGGCUGCGUGGUCCCAUGGUGUUUAUAUUUGCGUACUAUUGUUUGUACAGAUGAACGUGGUACCUUCAGGCGUUUGGAAAUUGCUCCCAAGGAUGAACCAGACUUGUGGAGGUCCACAAUUUGUUUUCGGAGGUCUUGGCUGAUUUCUUAUGAUUUUCCCAUGAUGUCAAGCAAAGAGGCACUGAGUUUGAAGGUAGGCCUUGAAAUACAUCCACAGGUACACCUCCAAUUGACUCAAAUGAUGUCAAUUAACCUAUCAGAAGCUUCUAAAGUCAUGACAUACUUUUCUGAAAUGUUCCAAGCUGUUUAAAGGCACAGUCAAGUUAGUGUAUGUAAACUUCUGACCCACUGGAAUUGUGAUACUGUGAAAUAAUCUGUCUGUAAACAAUUGUUGGAAAAAUUACUUGUGUCAUGCUCAAAGUAGAUGUCCUAACUGACUUGCCAAAACUAUAGUUUGUUAACAAGAAAUUUGUGGAGUGGUUGAAAAAUUAGUUUUAAUGUCUCCAACCUAAGUGUAUGUAAACUUCCGACUUCAACUGUAUACAGUGGGGGAAAAAAGUAUUUAGUCAGCUACCAAUUGUGCAAGUUCUCCCACUUAAAAAGAUGAGAGAGGCCUGUAAUUUUCAUCAUAGGUACACGUCAACUAUGACAGACAAAUUGAGAAUUUUUUCCAGAAAAUCACAUUGUAGGAUUUUUUAUGAAUUUAUUUGCAAAUUAUGGUGGAAAAUAAGUAUUUGGUCACCUACAAACAAGCAAGAUUUCUGGCUCUCACAGACCUGUAACUUCUUCUUUAAGAGGCUCCUCUGUCCUCCACUCGUUACCUGUAUUAAUGGCACCUGUUUGAACUUGUUAUCAGUAUAAAAGACACCUGUCCACAACCUCAAACAGUCACACUCCAAACUCCACUAUGGCCAAGACCAAAGAGCUGUCAAAGGACACCAGAAACAAAAUUGUAGACCUGCACCAGGCUGGGAAGACUGAAUCUGCAAUAGGUAAGCAGCUUGGUUUGAAGAAAUCAACUGUGGGAGCAAUUAUUAGGAAAUGGAAGACAUACAAGACCACUGAUAAUCUCCCUCGAUCUGGGGCUCCACGCAAGAUCUCACCCCGUGGGGUCAAAAUGAUCACAAGAACGGUGAGCAAAAAUCCCAGAACCACACGUGGGGACCUAGUGAAUGACCUGCAGAGAGCUGGGACCAAAGUAACAAAGCCUACCAUCAGUAACACACUACGCCGCCAGGGACUCAAAUCCUGCAGUGCCAGACGUGUCCCCCUGCUUAAGCCAGUACAUGUCCAGGCCCGUCUGAAGUUUGCUAGAGUGCAUUUGGAUUAUCCAGAAGAGGAUUGGGAGAAUGUCAUAUGGUCAGAUGAAACCAAAAUAGAACUUUUUGGUAAAAACUCAACUCGUCGUGUUUGGAGGACAAAGAAUGCUGAGUUGCAUCCAAAGAACACCAUACCUACUGUGAAGCAUGGGGGUGGAAACAUCAUGCUUUGGGGCUGUUUUUCUGCAAAGGGACCAGGACGACUGAUCCGUGUAAAGGAAAGAAUGAAUGGGGCCAUGUAUCGUCAGAUUUUGAGUGAAAACCUCCUUCCAUCAGCAAGGGCAUUGAAGAUGAAAUGUGGCUGGGUCUUUCAGCAUGACAAUGAUCCCAAACACACCGCCCGGGCAACGAAGGAGUGGCUUCGUAAGAAGCAUUUCAAGGUCCUGGAGUGGCCUAGCCAGUCUCCAUAUCUCAACCCCAUAGAAAAUCUUUGGAGGGAGUUGAAAGUCUGUGUUGCCCAGCGACAGCCCCGAAACAUCACUGCUCUAGAGGAGAUCUGCAUGGAGGAAUGGGCCAAAAUACCAGCAACAGUGUGUGAAGACUUACAGAAAACAUUUGACCUGUGUCAUUGCCAACAAAGGGUAUAUAACAAAGUAUUGAGAAACUUGUUAUUGACCAAAUACUUAUUUUCCACCAUAAUUUGCAAAUAAAUUCAUUAAAAAUCCUACAAUGUGAUUUUUUUUCCUCAUUUUGUCUCUCAUAGUUGACGUGUACCUAUGAUGAAAAUUACAGGCCUCUCUCAUCUUUUUAAGUGGGAGAACUUGCACAAUUGGUGGCUGACUAAAUACUUUUUUCCCCCACUGUAUAUAGUACCAGUCAAAAGGUUGGACACACCUACUCAUUCAAGGGUUUUUCUUUAUUUUUACUAUUUUCUACAUUGUAGAAUAAUAGUGAAGACAUUAAAACCAUGAAAUAACACAAAUGGAAUCAUGUAGUAACCAAAAAAACGUUGAAAGUUUCUUUAAGUGCAGUCGUAAAAACCAUCAAGCGCUAUGAUGAAACUGGCUCUCAUGAGGACCGCCACAGGAAUGGAAGACCCAGAGUUACCUCUGCUGCAGAGGAUAAGUUCAUUAGAGUUACCAGCCUCAGAAAUUGCAGCCCAAAUAAAAGCUUCACAGAGCUUCACAGACACAACUCAACAUCAACUGUUCAGAGGGGACUGUGUGAAUCAGGCCUUCAUGGUCGAAUUGCUGCAAAGAAAACCACUAUUAAAGGACACCAAUAAUAAGAAGAGACCUGCUUGGGCCAAGAAACACGAGCAAUGGACAUUAGACCGGUGGAAAUGUGUCCUUUGGUCUGGAGUCCAAAUUUGAAAUUUUUGGUUCCAACUGCCGUGUCUUUGUGAGACGCUGUGUGGGUGAACGGAUGAUCUCCGCAUGUGUAGUUCCCACUGUAAAGCAUGGAGGAGGAGGUGUUAUGGUGUGGGGGUGCUUUGCUGGUGACACUGUCUGUGAUUUAUUUAGAAUUCAAGGCACACUUCACCAGCAUGGCUACCACAGCAUUCUGCAGCGAUACGCCAUCCCAUCUGGUUUGGGCUUAGUGGGACUAUCAUUUGUUUUUCAUCAGGACAAUGACCCAACACACAUCCAGGCUGUGUAAGGGCUAUUUUACCAAGAAGGAGAGUGAUGGAGUGCUGUAGCAGAUGACCUGGCCUCCACAAUCCCCCGACCUCAUCCCAAUUGAAAUGGUUUGGAAUGAGUCGGACAGCAGAGUGAAGGAAAAGCAGCCAACAAGUGCUCAGCAUAUGUGAGAACUCCUUCAAGAAUGUUGGAAAAGCAUUCCAGGUGAAGCUGGUUGAGAGAAUGUCAAGAGUGUGCAAAGCUGUCAUCAAUGCAAAGGGUGACUAUUUGAAGAAUCUCAAAUAUAAAAUAUAUUUUGAUUUGUUUAACACUUCUUUGUUUCAUAGUUUUGAUGUCUUCACUAUUAUUCUACAAUGUAAAAAAUAGUAAAAAUAAUGAAAAGCCCUUGAAUGAGUAGGUGUGUCCAAACUUUUGACUGGUACUGUAUAUAUAUGAAUUAACCUUGGUGUCUGGCUCCUGGGUUUAGAGAUUGUAGCUUCUAGAUUCCCCCUUCUUUUUCUGGGCCUCUCUCUGCCCAGGGCUGUGUUCCAAAACUCUUCAAACUCUGUCCUCUCAUUUCCCUUUGCGUUGUUGACAAUCCCCUCUGUGUGUCUGGUCUGUGAGCACUGACUCUGGAAGCCAUGUGCUCUCUCCUCCACUAUGCCCCCUCAGUGAUAGAGUAGUGAUAGCGUAGUGUGUAGUGAUAGUGUAGUGAUAGUGUAGUGAUAUUGUAGUGAUAGUGUAGUGAUAGUGUAGUGUGUAGUGAUAGUGUAGUGAUAGUGUAGUGGUAGUGAUAGUGUAGUGAUAGUGUAGUGGUAGUGAUAGUGUAGUGAUAGGGUAGUGAUAUUGUAGUGAUAGAGUAGUGAUAGAGUAGUGAUAUUGUAGUGAUAGUGUAGUGGUAGUGAUAGGGUAGUGAUAGGGUAGUGAUAGAGUAGUGUGUAGUGGUAGUGAUAGAGUAGUGAUAGUGUAGUGUGUAGUGAUAGAGUAGUGGUAGUGUGUAGUGAUAGAGUAGUGUGUAGUGAUAGGGUAUUGGUAGGGUAGUGUGUAGUGAUGUGGUAGUGUGUAGUGAUAGAGUAGUGUGUAGUGAUAGAGUAGUGAUAGAGUAGUGUGUAGUGAUAGAGUAGUGUGUAGUGAUAGAGUAGUGAUAGAGUAGUGUGUAGUGAUAGGGUAGUGUGUAGUGGUAGUGUGUAGUGAUAGAGUAGUGUGUAGUGGUAGUGUGUAGUGAUAGGGUAGUGUGUAGUGAUGGAGUAGUGUGUAGUGAUAGAGUAGUGUGUAGUGAUAGAGUAGUGUGUAGUGAUAGAGUAGUGUGUAGUGAUAGAGUAGUGUGUAGUGAUAAGAGUAGUGAUAGAGUAGUGUGUAGUGAUAGAGUAGUGAUAGAGUAGUGUGUAGUGAUACAGUAGUGUGUAGUGAUAGAGUAGUGUGUAGUGAUAGAGUAGUGAUAGAGUAGUGUGUAGUGAUAGAGUAGUGUGUAGUGAUAGAGUAGUGUGUAGUGAUAGAGUAGUGAUAGAGUAGUGUGUAGUGAUAGAGUAGUGUGUAGUGAUAGAGUAGUGUGUAGUGAUAGAGUAGUGUGUAGUGAUAGAGUAGUGUGUAGUGAUAGAGUAGUGUGUAGUGAUAAGAGUAUUAGUAGUGAUAAGAGUAGUGUGUAGUGAUAGAGUAGUGAUAGAGUAGUGGUAGUGAUAGAGUAGUGUGUAGUGAUAAAAGUAUUAGUAGUGAUAAGAGUAGUGAUAGAGUAGUGUGUAGUGAUAGAGUAGUGUGUAGUGAUAGAGUAGUGUGUAGUGAUAGAGUAGUGUGUAGUGAUAGAGUAGUGUGUAGUGAUAGAGUAGUGGUAGUGAUAGAGUAGUGUGUAGUGAUAGAGUAGUGAUAGAGUAGUGUGUAGUGAUAGAGUAGUGAUAGAGUAGUGUGUAGUGAUAGAGUAGUGAUAGAGUAGUGUGUAGUGAUAGAGUAGUGUGUAGUGAUAGAGUAGUGGUAGUGAUAGAGUAGUGAUAGAGUAGUGUGUAGUGAUAGAGUAGUGUGUAGUGAUAGAGUAGUGAUAGAGUAGUGUGUAGUGAUAGAGUAGUGUGUAGUGAUAGAGUAGUGAUAGAGUAGUGUGUAGUGAUAGAGUAGUAUGUAGUGAUAAGAGUAUUAGUAGUGAUAAGAGUAUUAGUAGUGAUAAGAGUAGUGAUAGAGUAGUGUGUAGUGAUAGAGUAGUGUGUAGUGAUAGAGUAGUGUGUAGUGAUAGAGUAGUGUGUAGUGAUAGAGUAGUGUGUAGUGAUAGAGUAGUGAUAGAGUAGUGUGUAGUGAUAGAGUAGUGUGUAGUGAUAGAGUAGUGAUAGAGUAGUGUGUAGUGAUAGAGUAGUAUGUAGUGAUAAGAGUAUUAGUAGUGAUAAGAGUAUUAGUAGUGAUAAGAGUAGUGUGUAGUGAUAGAGUAGUGUGUAGUGAUAGAGUAGUGGUAGUGUGUAGUGAUAGAGUAGUGUGUAGUGAUAGAGUAGUGUGUAGUGAUAGAGUAGUGUGUAGUGAUAGAGUAGUGAUAGAGUAGUGGUAGUGAUAGAGUAGUGAUAGAGUAGUGUGUAGUGAUAGAGUAGUAUGUAGUGAUAAGAGUAUUAGUAGUGAUAAGAGUAUUAGUAGUGAUAAGAGUAGUGUGUAGUGAUAGAGUAGUGUGUAGUGAUAGAGUAGUGAUAGAGUAGUGGUAGUGAUAGAGUUGUCCUAUUGUUAGUGUUUAGGGGGAGAGGGGAGUAGAUGUGGGACUGAUGCUGCUGCAUGUUAAACCUAACUGGGCUUCAGUCAGGGACGGUAGUCAGAGACAGUAGUCAGGUACAGUAGUCAGGUACAGUAGUCAGAGCCUGUAGUCAGGGCCUGUAGUCAGAUACAGUAGUUGGGGAUGGUAGUCAGGGACAGUAGUCAGUAGUCAGGGACAGUAGUCAGUAGUCAGGGACAGUAGUUGGAGAUGGUAGUCAGGGACAGUAGUUGGAGAUGGUAGUCAGGGCCAGUAGUCAGGGCUGGGAGCUAUAGGGCUUCAGAAAGACACAACAACCAUACAUGCUACUCCCAUCAGACUCAUUAAUAAGCUGACAUUUAACUCCUUAAGGACUCACUGUAUAUGUCAAUGCAUCUACAGUAUGUGCUUGGAGAUGUUUUUGUUAUCUGAUCAGUGACUAGAAUGAGCAUGAAAGUGUGUGUGUGUGUGUGUUUUUUAACUGUACUGUACCUGUCCUGCAGGGUGUCAGUGGAUCAGUCAGAGGAGAGGCAACAGGACAGCCCCACCGAGACUCGCACCGCAUCUGUACUCAGCAGCAAGGGAACCACCAGGACCCCCAGGUGUGUGUGUGUGUGUGUGUGUGUGUGUGAGAGAGAUAGAACAAGAGAGAGAGUGUAUGUGUGUGUUAGAACUGAAGUACAGUCAAUUAAAUCAAAUUUAUUUUAUAAAGCUCUUUUUACCAAGCGUAAAACCCCGAAGAGAAAACAAUGCCGAUUUAGAAGCACAGUGGAACUUAGAAAGAGAGGAACCUGGCUCUGCGGGGUGACCAGUCCUCUUCCAGCAGUAUGUAUCAAUAGGACAGUUAAAGUGGGAUAAAACAUAUCUUUGUCAUUCUCUUUCCUUUCUCUCUCACACUCUCUUCCUGUAGUAAAGGGAGGAGUAAAGGGCGGAGGGAGGACGACAAACUGAGAGAUGAGGAUGAGAGUAAGCCCCAGCAGGAGGUAGCCACGGUAACAGAGAAGCCGUGGAUGCUUCCGUAUGAUGCUACAUUCCACGCCCUGGUUACCAAGGCCACCAAGACCAUCCUCCCGCUGCUUGCGGAGAGUGAGCAGUACAGCGCCUUAGCCAGGUCAGAAAGACAGCACUGAAAUAACCUACAAAUAAUCAACUGACAACCAACACACAACCUCAAAUGACUAACACACAACUAAGAAUGAGCUACCCACAACUAACACACAACCCCACUAACAGGCAUUUUACUUCUGCUCUUUUUUUCUGAACACUUUUUUUGUUGUUGUUUUUAAUUUCAUUUUUUUAUUUUUUUAUUUUUUUUAUACAUAUUUUAAUUUUUUUAACUUUUUUGUUAAAAAUAAAUGCACUGUUGGUUAAGGGCUGUAAGUAAGCAUUUCACUGUAAUGUCUGCACCUGUUGUAUUCGGCGCAUGUGGCCAAUAAAAUUUGAUUUGAUUUGAUUCCUUUAUCAUUUGUUGUGGCUGCUGCCACUUAGCCCCUAUCUGCUGUGUGAUUGGCUAUUAGGCUGGUGAGUGAGGUGAUGGGCGGGGCGGUGGAGGUGGAUAGACAGCAUGACUUCCUGUGGGAGCUCCACCUCAGCGAGCUGCGUUACGAACUACAGUCCAACAUCAUCCCCAUCGGACAGAUACGCAAGGGAACCUACUACCAUAGGGCUCUGCUUUAUAAGGUGGGUAGUGUACUAUCUCUCCCCCCUCUCUCUCUCUUUAUCUCUCUCCCUCUCUCUUAUUCUAGUCCCUAACUCCUCUCUCUCCCCAGGUGUUGGCUGACCGAAUAGGUGUGAGUUGUAGCCUGGUGAGAGGGGAGUAUAACCGGGCGUGGAAUGAGGUCCUCCUCUCAGUUGGGACGCCCCACUACCCAAGGUGCCAGCCCCAGCCCAGAGCUCACCUGGUAGACCUCAUACAGCAGCCUGGGAGGCUGCUGAGAGCCAAUACACCCCAGGCUAUACAAUACCAGACUAUAUAA